UUUUUUUUAAUGAAGUCAUAAAGAUUAGAAAACUUAAAAACAGACAGGAGCUGGUGAUGGGAAAGGAGAUAUUUCAGUCACAGAAAAAGACAUUAAUUUAAAAACAAUUUCCUGCAUUAGCAUUAGGGCUAAAGUAAAAGUAUUUAUAGCAAGCACAAAGGUAAACAAGGGAUCAAUUCUAAUAAUCAAGAUGACCAUGUAUAUUGCAAUAUUUUGAAAUGAAAAUGUUAAAAAACAGUCAUGAUUAGGGAAAUAGCAAAAUUUUAAAUAAUGACAAGUAAUGGUCCUGGCUCAUACAAAUCACAGUCUUAAAGAGGGAAUCUUGCAAAUUAAAUUUGGGGAGAAUCCAUAAUUUAUAGAAUUCUUAACAAAGAAAAAGAAAAGAUAUUCCCUGCCAAAUAACCUCACUGUUUAUACAUAAUACUCAUAUUUGUCCUUUUCUUAUAAAUACAUUUUCUUUGAGGUAACACUGGUUACAAACAUAAUAUGUUUAGUGUACAACAUUAUAACUCAACAAAUCAUUGAACACCUUCUUUACUUUUUUAACAAUACAAUCAAAGCAGGAACUCCUGUGAAUGAAUUUUCUGUGAUUUGGGUUAAAUAAAAGUUUUCUUUUAAGAUUGUCAUGACUCUCUAGAGAUAAAUGUUUCACUUCACUCAAAAGAAAACAAGUAAUAUUUUUUAAAAAUCUCACUAUGUCAUACAUCAGAAAAGGUAACAGCAACAAAUGCUGGAGAGGUUGUGGGGACAAAGGAACCCUCCUGCACUGCUUAUGGGAAUGUCAAUGGGUCCAACCCCUGUGGAGAGCAGCCUGGAAGGAAGCAGCCUCUCAGAAGGCUAGGAAUGGACCUACCCUAUGAUCCUGCAAUUCCUCUCCUGGGGAUAUAUCCUAAGGAACCAAACACACCCAUCCAAAAAGAUUUGUGUAUACCUAUGUACUUAGCAGCAUAAUUUGUAAUAGUCAAAACCUGGAAGCAACCCAGAUGUCCAAGAACAGAUGAAUGGCUGGGUAAGUUGUAGUGUAUAUACACAAUGGAGUACUACUCAGCUAUUAAAAAACGUUGACUUCACCGUUUUCAGCCCAUCUUGGAUGAAGCUUGAAGAAAUUAUGCUAAGUGAAGUAAGUCAGAAACAGAAGGAUGAAUAUGGGAUGAUCUCACUCUCAGGCAGAAGUUGAAAAAUAAGAUCAGAAGAGAAAACACAAGUAGAACCUGAACUGGAGUUUGGUGUAUUGCACCAAAGUAAAAGACUCUGGGGUGGGUGGGCGUGGGGGGACAGUACAGGUCCUAGAAAAGGAUGACAGAGGACCUAGUGGGGGUUGUAUUGUUAUGUGGAAAACAGAAAUGUUAUGCAUGUACAAACUAUUGUAUUUACUGUUGAAUGUAAAACAUUAAUCCCCUAUAAAGAAAUUUUAAAGAUUAUCUCACUGAUUUCAAUUAAAAUAAAGAGAUUUUCACAAGAAAUAGAAUCAGAACACAGAGCACCACUCUCUGCAUGUGGUACUGGGGAUGGAACCCAGAGCCUGAAGGAAUCAAGCCCAGAAAUUCUGCCUUCUACCAACUGAUCUAUUCCCAAGGCCAUUCAGUAAACUCAUGUAAAGAAAUCUUAGUUUGCUUCCACUAUACUUGGAAAGUAAAACUACAUUGUCUUGUUUUGGUAUAAUGUAUAGUGUAAACAAAACUAAAAGUUUAAUGAAGGUAUGAUUGUAAGAUUUAAAGACAGCUUCACACUUUAGGCUUAAUAUUUUAUAUUAAUGUAAGAAUAUUUUUACAUAGCUGUAUUUCAAGCUUUAAACAUAUUUAAAUUUUUAUGCUUGGUAUUCAUUUUUAAUAUUAAAUUUCUUUUUUUCUUCAUAUGCAACAUUUCUGUUUUCCACAUAACAAUUCAACCCCCACUAGCUCCUCCUCUGCCAUCAUGUUCCAGGACCUGAGCACUACCCCCCACGCCAGAGUCUUUUACUUUGGUGUAGCACACCAACUCCAGUCCCAAGUUCUGCUUAUUGUUUUCCCUUCUUAUCUUGUUUUUCAACGUUUGUCUAUGAGAUCAUCCGUAUGCAUCCUUCUCUUUUUUCUGUUACUCUUCUAUUAAAUUUUAAUUUUAUGAGUGAUAUAACAUUGAUUUACAUUUUUUUCUUUUUUAUUGGUGCCUUUACUAUGAAUCCACUGCUUCCAGCGGCUUGAUUACUCUCUUUAUUCCUUCCUACCUUUUUUUUUUUUUUUUUUGCUCCAGUGUUAUCACUGGGGUUCUGUGCCUGCACUAGAAUCCACUUCUCCUAGCGAACAUCUUUUCCGGUUUAUUGGAUAGAACAGAGAGAAACUGAGAUCAGAGGGAGAGAAACAGACCUGCUUCACCAGUACGUGGGAAGCCUAGGUCUCAAACCAAGAUCCUUCCGUGGUUCCUUGCACAUAAUCUGGUGUCCUACCGCCCAACCCUAACCCCUAUUCUAUUUUAUUAUCACCAAGUUUAUUCCUGAGGUUUGGUGUAGGCACUAGGAAUCCACCGCUCUUGGCGUCCAUUUUUCCUUUUCCUUUUUUUUUUCCUUCCCCUUUUCCUUUUUCUUCCCCCCAAACCCCGCCUCAGCAGAGCUUGUGAAGUUAUCCCUGCAGAUGGGGAGCUGGGACUCAAACACAGGUCCUUCCGCUUAGUCAUAAAUUCGCUCAACCGGCGCGUGAACGCCCGUUCCAGUCCAGGUGGAAUAUUAAAGUACUCAGGAAUUGUAAACGUUCCAAAGGCUUUAACAAUCACAUUACAUUUACUCAUUACUCAAGAAUUUAGAACACUUAGAGCGCCACCAAAGGAUUUAACAACCACUUUACAUUUACUUACUACCCAGGAAGCUAAAAGACCUUACUUUGCGCGCCCCCUCGCGGCAGAAAAAGGAACCACUGAAAUUCGCAAUGUUUCAGUUCUUACUUAUGACAGGAGUAAUGCUCAGCUCCAUCCUUGCCUGCUCUUAUGGUCAGGACCAUGUCCCAGAAAAGAGAGUGAUCCUUAUGCUUCUGACACAGCUGAAAAACACCCCCUCCCUCUCGUGUCUGAAGGACAGGACCGACUUCCACUUCCCUUGGUCUAGAGGAGAAAUCACCCAAAUCCACAUGGCACAAGGGCCUUGUUUCCAGAAGUUGAUGCUCCAGCAGGUCUUCAGGCUGUUUAACACUGAAGCCAGCAGAGCUGCUUGGAACAACAGCCUCCUGGACAGGCUCCUCUCUAGCCUUUAUGACAGCCUAGAACAGCUGGAGCAAAUGGAAGUAAGCCUGGCUUGUCCGUCGGUGGGAACUGAUGCCCUGAAGUACUUCCAGAGAAUUAAAAUCUACCUGAAAGCAAAGAAAUACAGUGCCUGUGCCUGGGAGAUUGUCAGAAGUGAAAUUGAGGCACGCUACAAAGUCCCCGCCACGGUCCGUACUUCUCGGUCUCCGGUCCUCGCAGGUCAACGGCGCCUGGACACUGCUGGCCGCGCCCGCAAAGCCGCCCUGGAGCGAGUGCUGGGCUCCACGCUCCGCUCGGUGCUCCGCUCAGUCGCUCACACUGGCACUCGGCCCGCCGCCCGCCCAGAAGCCCCGGGAAUGUGCAUAAGAGAAGGUCUUCAGAGGACCUGGAGACCAGGGCUCAUAGGGUUACCCACCUCAGACAGACCAGCAAGCAGCAUCUGCAAAGCCCUCAUGGCCCCAUCUUCUCUCUUCCUGAAGGCUCUGCUGGUGCUUAGCUGCAGCUACAUCUUCGGUCUGGGCUGUGACCUACCUCAGUCCCAUCCUCCAGUUAACAGGAGGCCCUUGCUUCUCCUGGGACAGAUGAGGAGACUCCCUCCUUUCUCCUGCCUAAAGGACAGACAUGACUUUGCAUUGCCCCAGGAGGUGUUUGAUGGCCAGCAGUUCCAGAAGGCCCAUGCCCUCUCUGUUCUCCAUGAAAUGCUCCAGCAGAUCUUCCACCUCUUCAGCACCAAGCAUUCUUCUGCUGAUUGGGAUGAGGGCCUCCUCAACAGCUUCUGUGCUGAACUUCAUCAGCAGCUGAAUGUCCUGGAAGGCUGUCAGACACAAGAGGUGAGAGUGGAGCAGACUCCCCGGAUGAAGGACUCCAUACUGGCCAUGAAGAGAUACUUCCAAAGAAUCACUAUGUAUCUUCGAGAGAAGAAGUACAGUCCUUGUGCCUGGGAGAUUGUUAGGGUCGAAAUCAUAAGAGCCUUCUCUUUAUCAACCAAGUUACAAGAAAAGUUAAGGAGUAAGGACUGA
Messenger RNA from Erinaceus europaeus (western European hedgehog), 4226 nucleotides. RefSeq lists its product as uncharacterized. Gene Ontology annotation, molecular function: type I interferon receptor binding; cytokine activity. Gene Ontology annotation, biological process: cytokine-mediated signaling pathway; defense response; adaptive immune response. Gene Ontology annotation, cellular component: extracellular region. The record is from RefSeq and is a predicted model, not a curated record. The transcript is spliced from 3 exons. Bases 2898 to 4226 code for a protein of 442 amino acids. Lineage: Eukaryota; Metazoa; Chordata; Mammalia; Eulipotyphla; Erinaceidae.